GGCCAGAGCUAGCUCAGAUACUGAAACCCCUCAGUUUCCUCGCGGAGAUUCCAGAUAUUGAAUCCAGAAUCGGCAGACACGGCUUGGCACCUUGUUUGGUGCUAGCCCUUCAUAAACAUCCAUGCCUUUGUUGCUGGCAGUGUUGAUUUGCACCUUGAAGUUCGUUGCUGGAGAGCCCAACAACCUCAUAGUGAUUCCUUUGGACAAGCAGUACGUUCCCAUCUACCGGGGCGAAGAUGUCGUUGCAUACAAGACUGCCUACUUUGGUGAUAUCUUUGUAGGCAGCCCAUCCCUGGAAUUCUCUGUGGUCUUUGACACGGGCUCAGGGCAUGUUUUCCUGCCAUCUGUGAAGUGUGAAAGUGAAGCCUGUCGAGCUCAUCGCAGGUACAAUGAGUCAGCCUCCAGCUCGGCCAUUCAGUUGGACCAUGAAGGGCUGUGGGCUGGCGGCGAGAGAGACGAAGUGGCAAUCAGCUUUGGGACAGGUGAAGUCAUCGGAAACUUCGUGGAGGAAGCGGUGUGCUUGAACGGUAAGCUGACUGACGGAGCGUGCGCUCGGGUCAGGAUAGUGACAGCGAACCAAAUGACUGAUGAGCCGUUCCAGAAUUUUCACUUUGAUGGUGUAAUUGGCCUGGGCCUCGCGAAUUUGGCCGUGGAUUCACAGUUCAGCUUCUUCGAACAAAUGGCGCGCAGUGGUGAGAAUUUCGUCCCGCAGUUUGGGUACUUCUUAUCUGAAAGGGACGAUGUGGCUAGUGAGAUUUGCUUCGGCGGCCACGAUGCACGUCACAUGCGUUCCUCCUUGCAGUGGACGCCGGUCCAUGAUCCCCACAAAGGGUUCUGGCAAGUGAAGAUUCUUCGUGUCACAGUGAAUGGCGAGGAGUGGAGCAGGGCACCACCGCAAGCCUACUACACUAUUGGAUACCGUUAGGGAAAAAAUCCGCCCGCACCGAAGGUGCUGGGGCGUGAUCGUCCGGAUGGCACUCGUAAAAGGUUACAGGUUUCCUGUUUUUGAUAGGUCGUGACGCUCGCCUUCAAAAAACACUGUAAACAAGGUGGGCCAGAGAACCCA
Messenger RNA from Cladocopium goreaui, 1066 nucleotides. NCBI's taxonomy places the organism in Eukaryota, Dinophyceae, Suessiales, Symbiodiniaceae. The record is from the annotation of a GenBank genome assembly.